Molecule: messenger RNA, 386 nt
Organism: Racocetra fulgida
Lineage: Eukaryota; Fungi; Glomeromycota; Glomeromycetes; Diversisporales; Gigasporaceae
Source: the annotation of a GenBank genome assembly
CUAAGUAUUUUCCAGAAUUAUCUGCAUUACUUAACUUUCUUGUGCAUUAUUCAUUAUGCAAAAGACACUAUAAUCAGAUUGUUACUAAAAGUUUUUUUAUUAACCAAUUAAAAGCUAAUAAUUUAGUUUUUUUAGGUUUAGAAGAAACAGUAACUAAAAGAUUAAGACUCUCAGACGAUUUGAAAAAUGAUGUUUCUGAUUUUGGAGUUCAAGUAUAUUUUCUAGAUCUGGCAUGCAAGAGUUUGUUAAAGAGAAUUGAAGAGCUAGAAAAUUUUAAUAGGCAAUUAGUAUAUGAAAAUGGAGUAUUAAAAGAAAGAUUAAAAGAACGAUUUAUUGACCAGCAAGAUUGUAUUGAGUCUAUAAUAGCAAUUGUUAAAAAGGAAUGA